Synchiropus splendidus (mandarinfish) is the source of this 2559-nucleotide messenger RNA. RefSeq names its product DnaJ (Hsp40) homolog, subfamily C, member 24 (gene dnajc24). The record is from RefSeq and is a predicted model, not a curated record. The transcript is spliced from 5 exons. Gene Ontology annotation, biological process: positive regulation of ATP-dependent activity. Bases 80 to 553 code for a protein of 157 amino acids. Gene Ontology annotation, molecular function: ferrous iron binding; ATPase activator activity. NCBI's taxonomy places the organism in Eukaryota, Metazoa, Chordata, Actinopteri, Syngnathiformes, Callionymidae.
CCAUGUUUCUAGGGGAUCCAUAUUAAUGUGGGACCGCGUGUUGUUUUCCGCUUGUCCACACGUUUCUCGUUGAGGGGCGAUGUGUGAGGCAGCCCAGGAGGACUUGUAUGCCGUUCUGGGUGCGAGUCCAUCUGACUCGGCCCAGCAGCUCCGGCAGCGGUACCAGAAACUGGCCCUGCAGCACCACCCGGACCGACUCGGAGGAGCGACCCCUGCUGAAACUGAGCGUGGUGUGAGCAGGUUCCAGCAGCUGGAGGCGGCCUGGAGGGUCCUGAGUGACGAGAGCUCCAGGAGGCGCUACGACCAGCAGAGGAGAGCUCAGGAGCUGACUCAGGAAUGGCCGGUGGACGGGUCGGUCUCUCUGGAGGACAUGAGCUGGGACGCAGAGGAGCAGGUGCACACGUACGUCUGCCGCUGCGGAGGUGUGUUCAGCAUCACGGCGGAGGAGGUGGAGGCGGAGAGAGCGGGACGUGACGGCGGCGAGGGGAUGCAGGUGGUGGUGUGCUGCGACACGUGUUCGCUCAGCCUGGACGUGGUGUUGGCGCCCAGCUGACCCUGUUGGAGGGAGAGGUUUGUGAGUCAGGUCCCGCUCUGCUCCCACCUGGAGAUGUUUGAUCCUGGUGGAGGUGAAGCCCCCUGACUCCUCCUGAGCUGGUUCAGUGUGACACUGGAGCGACGCGCUGUGACCCCACUGUGACUCCUCACCCGGGGAUCCUGGCGCUGCCCGUCUGCGCUUGACUCCCUGAUGACCAGCUACUGAAGCUUGGUGUGCCACUCACAACCAGACUGACAGACCAGUGUUUUCCAACCUUUUUCAAGCCACGACACACAGAAUCCUGAGGCUCACAACCAAAGGAACCGCAGCCAAAGCCCAACUGCGCUCAGUCAAAAGCCCCGUGGAAUGUAUUUUUUAUCUGUGAACAACUGCAGCUACCGACAAACGAUUUUGGCAGGAAAUGUAUUUGUUUAAAAAUGUCUCCAGAAAGGUGGGAAAACGGCAAAAAUACCUCAUGAUUUAUUUAUUUUAAAUGACUGUUGCCAUGCCUUUUGCAUGAUUUUAUUAUAGUUUUGGGGACGUCAUGUCAGCUCCUGCGCUCCAGACCUGCACGUCCGAUGUCAACACCUUGAGCCACGACUUCCUGAGCCUGAAUGGACGGCUCUUGGACCAGGAAGAGGAUCAGCUGCUCUGAUUCUGGGAUCAUGGUUGGAGCGGGAAGUUCUGAGGAAUGUUUUGAGCUCCUCAGCAAUGAAGACUCAUGAGGAAAGAGCUGAGCCAGAAUUCCUCCUCUCACCUGUGGACACCAGCUUUGUUUUGACCCAAAGAGCAAAGUUUUCUCCGUCUGGAGAAGCUCAGUCAUCCAGGAGGGACACGGACUAGACCCUCUGCUCCUCCAGGAGAAGACAGUUGAGACUCAAACAGGGUCGACCAGAGGACAGUCUGUGGACUUGUGUCUCAGUGACCUGGGUCCUUUCUGGGCCUAGAUUGGCAUGAUUAUGACCAGGAAAAGACGCUGGAAAAGUGGAGUCAAUAUAAGGCAUGACGCAAACGCGGUGAGGCGUGGGUAAUACCUAGUUAGCACAUGCAGAUGAAGGCCAAAUGGCUAAUCAUUUGUGUGGAUGUGACCUUACAAAAUCAUCUGCUGACCUCCACAGGGGUCCCGACCCACAGGUUGGGAACGGGUUGCCCUAAAUGACGGAGCCAUUCUCCCCCCAGCGGGACGGCGGCAGACAGACAAAGGAGAGCACCGUGGUAAUGACUCCGCUCUCUGGCUCUGGUCAGUCCGCCUGGAAAGGUCACGGCUGACAGAAGCUCGCUUCGUCCCUCUAAUCCACGGAGCCCUUCAUAUCUGAGGCCCUCGGCCCCGGGGGGGAGGAGGUGCGGCCUGCUAUUGUCUGAGUCCUCCGCUAAUGAUUUCUACCGCGCCGGUCAGCAGUGAAGACAUUGUGAUUGAGCCGGGGGACGGUGGGGGGUGACAGCUGAUGGUGAAAUGAGGGGCUGCGGGAGCCGCGACGUGAGGCGCGCGGUGAUCCAACAUCUCUCUCCGCAACAAACCACCUGCAAUUACAGCGCUUCAGAUCACUUUCUCCCCCCCACCAUCCACCCCAGUCCUCAGCUCUUCUGUUCAGUAAAAUAACUUCAUCAAUUACUGUUGGUAAAGAAUAUGAUGCUGACGCGUUUAAUUGUCAGGAAUAAAGGCUUUAAGAACCUGAAAUAAUCGUUUUCGGUCAAUGUCUAACAAGUCUACAGCAUGAAUGAAGAGGUCUUUCAACUGAAUGGUAAGAAUCGGAUCGUCGGAAUCUCUGACUUGUACGGGAAACAAAUCUAAAGCCGAGGCCAAGUGUUCGCUGAGUGAUUUUUUUUACAAAUGUAUUACGUACAUGAAGGAAGUGAACAUAGUUGCGCUUUUAUUUUGUCAAGCGACAGACUUUAUUAGCAGUAUAACAAUAGCUCAUAAUGCUAACGUUUAUUAUCUAACAUAACCGUAUCUCGCUUUGGUUAGAGUUCAACUGUGAUCAAGCAUUGUGACUGGCGUAAUCCCUACAGCAGAGGGUGGUCUA